AAACCCUGAGUCAGCACCUGGAAUACCUUGGGCUCUGUGGAAAUGAUGCAGAAGCUGAAGAUCAGAUCCUUGAAAGUCUGAAUGGGAUUCUCCUGGCUCUUACUGAAGAUAAGCAGAGAUCCUUCAGCCUACUCAGAGAGAGUGGGAUCUUCCUAACUUUGGCAAAAAUCCUGAGGGGCAAUCCACGAUGUGCAGUGAAAGCAGCCCAGGUGCUUUCAGAGAUAGUCAAGAAUGAGGAAAUGAAGAAACCAUGUAUUGAAGCAGAUUUGGUUUUAACUUUGAUACCUUUUCUGGAGAGCACAGACCAAGAAAUGUUGCUUCAUGCUGGGAGGGCUAUCGGCCGUAUUUGUUACGAUAAUCGUGAUCUUCAGGAAGAGCUGGUGAAGGUAGGAGUAAUCACAUCACUAGUCCGAAUAUUAACCGAUCAUGCAGAGAGUGAACCACUCGUCCAUGUUGAUCUAUUGGCCUUAUGCAAUCUUGCAGACCUUGAUACAGCCAGGGAAGCUCUAAGCAAGACAAAGGUUGCUGAACAGCUGGUGAAACAACUGAGAAGAGCAGAGAACCACGAGAGGUUGGAAAUUGUCUUUGAGGUCCUGCAAGCACUUGCAGAAAAUGAUGCCCUGAAAGUGCAGUUGGUGGAGGCAGGUGUGCAAGAGGUGCUGUCUGAGAUCCUGCUGAGGCUCCAGGGCAGUUCACAAGCUGAAGACACAUGCAUUGUGAAGGCUGCAUCAGAUCUCAUUGUCUCUCUGCUUCUUGGUGAUAAGUACAUGCAGAAUUAUUUUGCUAAGGCAUGUGGCAUCAUCUCCCAGAAUGUUGGUACUUGCAUCACAUCCAAACACACGCAGCUAGAGACAGGAGCAACAGCGAUUGCUAAUUUUACAAUAAAUGAUGGCAACUGUGAACGAAUGGUACAGCUGGGAGUCAUACAUCAGCUUCUAGACCUUCUGGAGAAACACGUGGAGAGUGGGGACAUCUCUGUUCAACAUGCUGCACUCAGUGCACUUCGAAACCUUGCCAUACCAGUUGUUAACAAGGUCCAAAUGCUGGAGGAAGGUGUCGCAGAAAGGAUUCAGGCGCUUCUACGGUCAGAGAUGCCUCCUGUGCAGUUUAAACUUCUUGGAACACUACGAAUGUUAGCAGACGGCCAAGCUGAUGCGGCUGAAAUCUUGGGCCAAGACCCCAUGCUGCUCAACAGGCUUGUGCAGUGGUGCAAUGCUAACGACCACACCGGCGUUCACAGAGAAGCAAAUCGGCUGCUGGCAUCGAUCUUGCGUCACAACAGAUCCCAAGAAGUUGUCAAAGCCAUCCAGGAAGCACAAGGAGUGAAGCAUCUGGUUUCCAUGACAAGCAGCGAACAUGUUGCCAUGCAGAAUGAGGCUCUGAAUGCCUUGGCAAUAGCAUCUGCUAUCGAUUUAGAAACCCUUGAAGAAUGUUUUAAGGAAUCACAGCUAGUUCAAAGCUUACACAAACUUCUACAAGAUGAUAAUACAAGUCCCGAGGUGAAAUAUAAUUCAAUGGGUCUUUUGUGCAGUCUUCUUAAUUCAGGUGAUCUGAGACAAGAAAUAGAAGCGGACAAGAUUAAAGAAACCCUCGAACAACUCUGCAGUCACAGCAAUGCAAAUGUGGUCAAGGAAGCUGUCACUACACUACAGGUUUUGAGAGGAAAGACCCCCCAGUAGCCUCCAUUCUUCCCCUUAGCAACCCUGCGCUGCUGCUGAGGCAAAUGCAAUAAAGCACCAGCUUUGCCA
Eurypyga helias (sunbittern) is the source of this 1748-nucleotide messenger RNA. Its product is annotated as rap1 GTPase-GDP dissociation stimulator 1-like. NCBI's taxonomy places the organism in Eukaryota, Metazoa, Chordata, Aves, Eurypygiformes, Eurypygidae. Gene Ontology annotation, cellular component: cytosol. Gene Ontology annotation, biological process: positive regulation of GTPase activity. Gene Ontology annotation, molecular function: guanyl-nucleotide exchange factor activity; protein binding. The record is from RefSeq and is a predicted model, not a curated record.